Molecule: messenger RNA, 1798 nt
Organism: Cucurbita pepo subsp. pepo (vegetable marrow)
Lineage: Eukaryota; Viridiplantae; Streptophyta; Magnoliopsida; Cucurbitales; Cucurbitaceae
Source: RefSeq, a predicted model, not a curated record
UGGAAACUACGAGAGGAGAGUGACGGCUAUGCUUCUGCAUGGAAUGGACGGCUGUUCAUAAUUCGACAUAAACUUCCAUGAUCUCAACCCUGAAGCAAAUCCCCAGAUCACGAAGAAACCCCUGUUUUGAUCUGCAAUAGGAAAAGAAGCCCUGUUUUGCUCUGUAAACGCGAGUAAUUUAGCUCUCCGCCGCGCACACAAUAUUAUUCAUUUGGAGCUGAAGAAUCUGAUGGGGAGCAAGCAAUUGGAUUUAAAUCAGCCGUUUCUGUCGGUGAGGCGUGUUUCUUCGAUCGAAACAUCAUCAAAAGCGAACGAGCUAGCGAGAACGGAUAAUCGCUGGCUGCAUCUUCCUGUCUACAAGUCUGAAUUGAAAUCUGGGCCGGUAUCGAAUCCGGGGAGUGUUCCUUUUGUAUGGGAGCAUUCCCCAGGAAAGCCUAAGGAUGGUAGAGAAUCACAAACCAUAGGUUUGAUACCGCGUUCGGCUGCCCCGAAACAACCUCCGGGGACGUCUUCAGAUUCAAAUCAUCUUUGUAGCACAGGAGGAGGAGAUGAUUUCCAUUCUCAUAAAAGCAUUGUUAGAUUUAUGUCCUUGAGGGAGACGUUUGAGAGGGAUUCAAGUUUUGAUUCGGACAACGACGGUGACGGUGACGAGACUUAUCUCGAAGCAAACGACACCCUUUCGAGAUCUAAGUCAUUCUCGAUGAACUGUAGUGAAACUGGUUCGAGUGGAUUGGAUGGUGGUGAUGUUAAGCCAUCAGGAACGUUCUUAAAAGAUCAGCAAACUCAUGAGCUCAUGAUGGGAAGAUUCCUGCCUGCUGCCAAGUCAUUGGCUUCAGAAACAUCUCAAGUUGUUCAUCAUAGAAAGAAAAAUGUUCAAGGAGUGCAGCAGAGAGAAGCAAGAAAAAUUGUAGAAAUGGAUAUCGAGCACGGAGUAAAGUCGAUUCCAACGUUGUUGCCAUCGAAUUACGCUCCUCCGAAUACUCACGACGAAGAAACUAGCAAAGAUGAAGAUAUUGAUCUUGAUGAACCUGAAUACUCAGCUACUAAAGCUCGUCGGUUCCUCGCUCGUUUUUGCUUGAGUGGUUCCUUUGGCCUUCGGCAUCAUCGAGUUCCCGGGAUGAGAAGGCAACGCUCCGCAGCAGCUCGUGGAGUUCAUUUGGAUUCGUCUCCUCGACAUGUCCAGCCUUCAAAGGUUGAAGGUGAGACCAAAAGCUUGAGCUCUACAAGUAUGGAGUCUAGUGGUUCAUGUUCGUCUUGUUCCGAUGCAAACUCGAACCCGAAUGCUACAGUAUUAGGAAGCCUUCAUCAUGAAAAAUCAAGUCAAGAAGCAAUCUCAGAUGAUUCUUCUCAGGACUUUGUGUCAUUCACAAGUUCAGAAACUUCUAACAAAGUGCCAAAGGGAUCACAUGUUGAACAGAACACUAAAGGCCAUAACCAUUGUCACGAAGCCUCGGCUCGGGGAAGAACCGAUCUCGAAAGUGCUCGUUGCAGAAAAAGUUCUGUGCCCAUUUCUUCACAACGUGAGCUUUCUCCUCCUCUACCAAGAUCCCCAUCGGAGUCUUGGCUUAAGCGCACGUUGUCCACCAUUGUCUUGAAGCUCGACUCGACUUGACGACGAAGUCUACUCUGGCUGCUCACAAACAAGGUAAAACAUUGUAUUUCUGGAAUUGGUCAUCAAGAUCACAAUUGUUCAUGAUCUUCAGCCACUUCGUCAUAAAGGAAAAAGGAAAGAAUUCAACAACUUAGGUUGAUUGUAAAUAUUUUCUGCAAUAAAAAUAUAUUUCUCGUUGCGAGAAAA